This is a messenger RNA of Haemonchus placei, 288 nucleotides long. NCBI's taxonomy places the organism in Eukaryota, Metazoa, Nematoda, Chromadorea, Rhabditida, Trichostrongylidae. The record is from the annotation of a GenBank genome assembly.
GUAAAAUUCUGGUUUUCAAGGGCUGAAGCGUAAGUUACAACCGUAGGAAACUUGGUUGAGCUUCUUGAAAGCAGAAUUAUUUCUUGGGAUUGCUGGAUUUUUCUCACUACACCACUGGAUCCGAUAUUUUCCUGGUCGUCCUCCCAUCCAUCCCAUCCAUCUGUUUCGUUGAUGCGUCUUUGGCAUGGUUUGAUUCCAGCGGUGAAUGUUGGUCUGAAGGAUGACAAAGGAGGACAAAAUGAACAAAGAGUCAACGGAAGACGUUUUUUAAAAGUACAGUCGACCUGA